Messenger RNA from Torulaspora globosa, 957 nucleotides. RefSeq names its product Ctf19p (gene CTF19). The transcript has a single exon. The coding region runs from base 1 to 957 and encodes 318 amino acids. The record is from RefSeq and is a predicted model, not a curated record. Lineage: Eukaryota; Fungi; Ascomycota; Saccharomycetes; Saccharomycetales; Saccharomycetaceae.
AUGGAUUUUACUUCAGACUCGACGGUCCGGAGGAGCAGCAGCGCGUCUGCAGCCGGGCUCGCGCAGUCCUCGAGCGAGCUCGAGGACGGGCUGCCCGAGGCAGACCUUCAGCUCAUCAGGCUUCAUGAGCAGCGGGACUCGCUGAUCUCGAAGAGGAACCGCCUGUUGCAGGAACUCGAGUCGCUGAAACGUAGGACGCAGGCGCCGCUGGAGAACGUCGCUGGCGCAGAUGCAAGACUCAUGGAUCUCGUGUUGCUGUCCGGUCCCGAGUCAGCAACCAUCGGACCAGCGGUAGAGACAAUCGAUGGGAGCACCGAUUUGCAGAGGGAGCUGGCGACCAAGAGCGAUACAUUGCCCCUGUUGAACAUGCAAGCGAGGCUGCAAAGUUUGCGUGAACUCUACGCUGGCGUGGAGCUGGAGGUCGAGAGCAUCGAGGAUGCCACCGCGACGGAAGUGAUCGUCAAGGCCCAGUUCAGCAAGCUUCGACCCGCGUUCCACGUGACGCUGAAGCUGAAGUAUCGGGAAGCCGUCCUUGUGGGCUGCGACGUGCAAGAUAUGUCUCGGAGCGUCAGAUGGCUGCUGCGCGACCUUGUUCGGUGCCAGAACCCGCCGCGGAUUCUGCUGGGUUGUUUCGAGUUCGACUCGCUUCGCGAGCGUAGGUCCGCUGAGUUCGAUCGCCUGGCGUCGGCGAUGUCCAGAUAUCCAAGCCUCGUGACAGUGGAGCGCGAAUCGGAAGCGUGUAUUAGGUUUGCCCGGUCGGUCUCGCCGACAGCCGUGCUGCGAGUGCAAUGGCUCAUCGAACUGGCGGACAUGUGGCCCUCGACGACGAUCGCUACGACGUUGGUCAACGGGUCUGGGGAACUGAUCGACACCGAGCAGAUUAAAGCCGGGCUGCUCAGGGAAUACGGCGUGAGUCUCGGCUUACAGGAGUUAUGUAAGGCUUGUCUGUGUUUAUAA